Neltuma alba is the source of this 1191-nucleotide messenger RNA. RefSeq names its product transcription factor BHLH089-like. Lineage: Eukaryota; Viridiplantae; Streptophyta; Magnoliopsida; Fabales; Fabaceae. Gene Ontology annotation, molecular function: DNA-binding transcription factor activity; protein dimerization activity. The transcript is spliced from 6 exons. Gene Ontology annotation, biological process: regulation of DNA-templated transcription. The record is from RefSeq and is a predicted model, not a curated record. Gene Ontology annotation, cellular component: nucleus. Bases 306 to 1163 code for a protein of 285 amino acids.
UGACUUGGUUCGCUACUCUCGAGGUCUCUGUCUCUGAAACAGUGCCAGGGAUGAAUGGAAUAUAAAUAUUAACACGGGGCGCAUCAGCCUGCACUGUCCAUGGAGAUCAAACACGAAUACGAACUUGCAAGUUGCCGCUUCUCUUCUCUCUUUCUCUUUGCCUAAUUGCAACCUUUUCGUUGUUCUGAAGCUUCUCGAAUAGCACACUUACUCUUGAAGUUAUUCGCCCAGCGAUGGGGGGUGGAUGUUGACUGUUUGAGUGAAAGUUCAUUGGCGGUGUUGGCAGGGAUCCGGCGGCUAUCAAUAUGAUGAACGAGGGUUCGUUUGCGAACGGGAACGCCAAUACGGCAUCGUAUAACUUGGCCGAGAUCUGGCAGUUCCCCAUGAACGGCGGUGCGGGUCUCGGGGAGUCUGGAGGAGGGUUGGCCUUGAGGAGGCCGCAGUUCGGACAAAAUUUGGGGCUGUUUGGCGAGUUUACAUCGGGUUCGAACCCGAAUGGCCCGGGUAUUGACCCGAGCUGUUCGGACCAGGGAGCGAACGGGGUCAAUAGGAAGAAGCGCGAUUCCGAGGAUGAAUCGGUGAAAGGCGUCUCCACCACGAGCAACGGUGGCAUUGGCAAUAGCAAUGGCGUGAAUGAUGGUGAUGGAAAACGGCUUAAAGUAUCUAGGAAUAGGAAUGAGAGCCCUGAAACUAAAGCUGAAACAGAAACCAGUUCAGAAAAGCCAGCGGAGCAAAGUACUCAGCCAGCUUCGGAGCCUCCUAAGCCGGCUUACAUCCAUGUACGGGCGAGAAGGGGUCAAGCUACUGAUAGUCACAGUCUAGCGGAAAGAGCGAGGAGGGAAAAGAUAAGUGAGAGGAUGAAAAUUCUUCAGGAGUUAGUUCCUGGUUGUAACAAGGUUAUUGGGAAAGCGUUGGUCCUCGAUGAGAUAAUAAAUUACAUUCAGUCGCUAGAGCGCCAAGUUGAGUUCUUGUCAAUGAAGCUUGAAGCCGUAAAUUCAAGUGUGAACCCAGGUGGCAUUGAAAUUUUUCCUCCUAAAGAUUUUGGUCAACAAGCAGUUGACAUGGUAAUUGGUUCUCAAGCCCCGCGAGAUCAGUUCACCCGGGGUUCGUCACCGGAGUGGUUACACAUGCAGGUGGGCGGCGGAUUUGAAAGAACAACAUGAUUCCAUAAAUCCUUGAAUCUGGUAAUAA